AUGGCUGAAUCGAAUCAAGUCUCCUUGAUAUGGAAUCGGGCAAUCGACCAGUACCAAGCGAUCACGAAGAAGAAGCUCGAUGGCUCGACUUUGAACUCUGUAACCACCGUGGAUGACCUGGUCCAAGUUAUUGACGAAGAAAACAACGGUUUUUCUGAUUUUCGUGCCAAAAGACACGAUUUACUCACCGUACUAAAGUAUGCCAUGAUCCCAGUUGAACUGGUUGGAAAAGUGCUAGCCAGUGGAGCUGGACAGGCUUUCUGGCCUUGCGCACUUGUCUUCAGCGGAGUCGAGCUUCUUCUUAAGGCGGCGAAGGGAGUCUCAUCCAAAUACGAUGCAAUCAUUGAGCUCAUGUCUUCUUUGAAAGAUUUCACGAAUCGCCUAGAGAUAUAUGCAAAGUACGAGAUGUCACAACACUUGGGACAAAAGCUUUCCGAGAUUCUGGCCUCUUUGAUCGAAGUGAUCGCAUUUGCACGGCAGGAAAUCAAACAUGGACGGCUCCUUUCCUUCGGAAAAAGCAUACUGUCAGGCAGUGAUGCCGGCAGCGCCGCUAUGGCCAAGUUUAUCAAACUUGUACAGAGUGAGACAGCUCUAGUCGGAGCAGAAACUAUUACACAAGCGAAGGAAACGAGCUCAACACUUUCUCGAAUGGACCAGAAUGUGAUCAAAAUCAGCCAGCAACUAGAGAACUUGGAACCAAGCUCCAGCGCAGAAGAUCGCUUGAACUCAAUGAAUAGAAGUCGCAUCCCAGACACCGGUGAAUGGAUCAAACACAAAAAGGAAUUCGUGUCUUGGAUCAACCGCACCACUCCAGUCCUAUGGAUUUCUGGAAAUCCCGGGGCAGGGAAAUCCUACAUUGCUUGCAGCAUAGUGAACUAUUUGAAACACUCACUCGAAAAGAUUGGCCCAUCAGACGUGACAUCCGUCGGUUUCUUUUUCUUCAAAGAUGACAAUCCAAAGACAAGAUCUGUGCACCAGGCACUGCGCGAUAUCGCAUUUCAGAUCGGACAGAAGAAUUCAGUAUAUGCUAAAUAUCUUGAAUCUUGCAUAGACGCAUCGGAUGACGCACCUUCUCUUCCACUGUCCACCCUGUGGCAGAGACUCUUUAUUGAUUUUUUUAACAUCUCGAAAAAUAAGGAUCAAAUCUUAUAUAUUAUGUUGGACGCGCUUGAUGAGGCUUUCACGGAAGACCGAUUGGAAUUUUUCGAGCUUGCAAAAGAUGUCUCUGCCACAGGGCAAAUUCACCUGCUCAUGCUUGGUCGACCACAAAUAGCAGAGGAAAUGAGCGAGCUCAUCGAACUUCUUGCUAUUCGAACCAUCCAUGUUUCUGAAGUGAACAAUCUGCAAGACAUUGUCAAAUACAUCACAACGCGAGUUUCACGGUCCAUGUAUCUGAGAAGAUUACCAGUUGAUUUUAAGGAUGAAAUCACAGAGAAGCUCUCAGCUGGUUCACAGGGAAUGUUUCUUUGGGUUGAACUGAUGUUCCAGGAGUUACUUCGUUCGAGAAGUGUUUCGAGUAUUCAAAAAAGCCUACAGGAAGCACCGAAGGGUCUUUCGAGUAUGGUCAGGCACGUCUUAAGGGGAAUUUCAGAAAGCUUGGAGAACGACACUCAAUUCGCGUCGGAUCUGAAUGAAUUGCUGGCAUGGAUCCUUUGCGCAUAUCGACCUUUGACUCUGGGAGAGGUUUCGAGAAUCUUAAAAUGGAGAAGCCCUAACGGGAAGGGCUGGAUCUGGCUUGAAGGAUCCCUACGCAUUCAAUUUGCUUCCAUCUUCUCAGUCAACCGGUGGGGUGGGAAAAACACGGUAGAUUCCUUGGGAAUCUUCAGUAAAGAAUCUAAUGACUCAGGGAGUACGAUCAUGGAAGGAUCCAGUGGUGAUGAAGAAAAAAGAUCGUGGGAGGUAUUUGAUUCUGACCCACGCACGACCACCGUGACCUUCAAUCAUGCUUACUGGGGAGAAUUUUUCAAGGGUAGUGACAGUCGGGUGUCUGCCCGGGACGGAUUGCCUUCAAUUGGCGUUGAGUAUCAUGAGGCUCAAGUUCUUGUUCUGUCUCGUUGCCUUGGAUUCAUUUGUGAUGAAGGGUUUGCGGGUGGGGAAUUCCUUACCACACUCCAGGCGUACGCCUUCCGGUCAUUGAUUUUCCACCUCGAGGCUGUUAACAUUAAGAAGACUUCAACAGAGGAAAAGCAAUUCAUCGGAAUUAACUUGGCUCGAGUUGUGCUGGGAGAAACGGUUUUCGACAAGUUUUAUCUAAAUAGCCUGCCAUCGCUGGGAGCUCGAUUCUUCUCCAAGGAGACUGUGGACCUGUUAAUCGGGUGGCUUUUUGACCCCGAUAUACAUGGUAAUCUCCUAGACGAGUCAAGAAUUCUCUUGGAUGAAUUUAUUGCUACAAAUCGGGCAAACAUACUUCUUCUCAUUGCUCAAAGAUUGGCGAAAGCUUGGCUUUCUAAUAGGAAUGUCUCGCUUCGGUAUAUUCUUGCUUCAAGCGUGUAUGAUUUUGUUAUAUUACAAGAUCAACGCGAAUCCUCUCGUUUGACCUCCCACGAGCAGAUUAUCGAGGCUGCGGGGUGGGCUGACUAUCCAAAAGAUGCUGUAUGGUAUGAAAGUAUCGGAGAAACACUGGAAAGUCACGGGCUGGACGAAGCUGCCAUUCAAUACCUCCAAAAGUCCUUGGAACUCGAUCCUUCUUCUAAGAAAGCACACAACAAUCUGGCUCGAAUCUAUUUCACAAUCAAAGACUUUAAGAGAUUUAUUGAUUCAGAUAGCAGGGCUGCGGAACACCUCGAGGCUCAAGAGCCAUCAUCUGAAAAUUUACAAGGUCUACAUUCUAUCUACGAGCGUCUCGCUCAAAUGUAUUUGGAGUGCGAGGAUUGGAUUGAUUGCAUUCGUACGGCGGGGAAGGGUCACGCGAUUGCCAACCAAUGCAUCCAUUGUGCGGAUUGUCUUCUCGAGGCCUACAACAGAGCAGGACGACAGGUCGAUGGCUUCAAGUUCAUCGAGCGCUUGAAUUCCAUUUCUAAUGGUGUUGAUGGAACUGUUUUUAUCGAUCUGCUGACUUUUCAACCGUCUACAUACCACAUGCUUAGACUUGGCUUUGCCGCUGCGAUCUUGGACACUAACCGCCCUCCGUUUCUUAUCCACGCCUACACGCAAGCUAUCAGUAUAUCCCAGACACGCAGAAGGGCAGGUUUGACUGCAUCACUGCAGCUCUGUCUCGCCUAUAUUUACCAGGUCUACGCGCAUGAUCCCAGUCACGCUGAGCAAUUAUACUCACAGCUAGUUCGAGACUAUGGAAAUAGCGAAGCAAAGGGGGUUACAUCUCCUCAUGUCGAGGAAGCUCUCCACGCAUUAAGCGCUCAUUAUUUAUCUGCCUUCCUCCGAUCGAGUCGGACUGAAGCUGAUAUAUUAUAUUACUCGAAGAUCCUAGAAGACCUCACCCGAGGGAGGUUGCCAGGUGAAGAAUGUGAUAGGAUAAGGAGCUCGGAGGCUCUACCGCACGCCAACUUGCGGACGGAGCUUAUUCUGGCCCAAUUCUACGAAAUAUGUGGUUGCAAGACCGAAGCAGCCGGAAUGCUCAAAGACAAGCUCAGGUCAUGUCUGAAGACUUUCGACGAUAACGUGAGGUCGAUUGACAUGAAGAUACCCUAUUCUCGCCUUCGCUGGGUAGCCGAAAUCCUUUCCGCCUUGGGAGACAAUUUGUAUUCUGCAGGGGCAUUUUAUAAAUAUUGGGAGUCCCCCGCGUCACAUAUCUGCGAUGGAUGUGGUUCAUUUUGUGCUGUUGAUGGUAUUUCAAUAUGCUCAUCCUGUCCAAAUCUGAGUUUUUGCGAGGCUUGUCUUCCUCUCUUGAAAGCGGGAAAUUUACCAGUAAACGUCUGUCAUAAGGAUCACAAUCUCAUCUUUAUUCCGCCACGGCCGGACGAUGUCAAAUCUCGGUGCCAAGAAAAAUGGUCCAUGUUGUAUAUCGGUGGAGAAUGGUUGACUGUGGAGGACUUCAAAUCUCGUCUUGAACUGAAAUACGAAUUGUAG
Molecule: messenger RNA, 4026 nt
Organism: Penicillium manginii
Lineage: Eukaryota; Fungi; Ascomycota; Eurotiomycetes; Eurotiales; Aspergillaceae
Product: NACHT and TPR domain protein
Exons: 4
Coding region: 1-4026 (1341 amino acids)
Molecular function (GO): protein binding
Source: RefSeq, a predicted model, not a curated record